Molecule: messenger RNA, 745 nt
Organism: Echinops telfairi (small Madagascar hedgehog)
Lineage: Eukaryota; Metazoa; Chordata; Mammalia; Afrosoricida; Tenrecidae
Product: protein mago nashi homolog
Exons: 5
Coding region: 43-489 (148 amino acids)
Biological process (GO): RNA splicing
Cellular component (GO): catalytic step 2 spliceosome; exon-exon junction complex; nucleus
Source: RefSeq, a predicted model, not a curated record
GGCACGUUGCCUGGGCCGUGGGCGAGCCGGUCGGGCACAAAGAUGUCUAUGGCCAGCGACUUCUACCUGCGCUACUAUGUAGGGCACAAGGGCAAGUUUGGACACGAGUUCCUGGAGUUCGAAUUCCGACCAGACGGAAAGCUUAGGUAUGCCAACAACAGCAAUUACAAAAAUGAUGUCAUGAUCAGAAAAGAGGCUUAUGUUCACAAGAGUGUAAUGGAAGAACUGAAGAGAAUUAUUGAUGACAGUGAAAUUACAAAAGAAGAUGAUGCUUUAUGGCCACCUCCUGACAGGGUUGGCCGACAGGAACUUGAAAUUGUAAUAGGAGAUGAACACAUUUCUUUUACUACAUCCAAAAUUGGUUCCCUUAUUGAUGUAAAUCAGUCAAAGGAUCCUGAAGGCCUACGAGUGUUUUAUUAUUUGGUACAGGACCUGAAAUGUUUAGUUUUCAGUCUUAUUGGAUUACAUUUCAAGAUUAAACCAAUCUAAAUGUGUACUUCUGAACUAUUUGUAUAUUUAAUAAAGGGAUGGGUAGGGGUGGGUUUAUUUUUCUUUUAUAAUAUUGGGAUUUUUGUGAAUGUGAAGCAAAUUUUCUUUUGUAUGCAAACUGAACAUAGGAAAAAGUAAAAAGGCUUAAUAGUAUCCUCCUUUAGGUGCAAGUGGGUUGGACAGCCUUUCACUAAAGCCUGUAAAUAAAAACUACUUGUCAUUGAGAUUUUAUUCCAAUUAAAGAUAUCAAAGCCUA